AUGCCUGCUCCUCAAUCCCUCCCUUCUUUCUCCGACACUACCGAUUUCGAUAAUGCUUCUCGCGGUUUAGUUGGUGCCGUGGAACCAUGCGUUAUCAAGAACUCAGCGGGUCGCGUUGUCUGGAAUAACGACGAUUAUGACUUCAUGCAAAACAGCGAAUGCCCUGCAACAGCAGACCCCAAGCUCUGGCGCCAAGGACAGCUAUGUUCAAAGCAAGGACUCUUCAAAGUAACCGAAGGCAUCUAUCAAGUGCGAGGCUUUGAUAUAUCCAACGUGACCUUUGUCGAGGGAUCACAAGGCAUCGUCGUCAUCGACCCCCUCACGUCAGUGGAAUGCGCCGCCGCGGCGCUGGAGCUCUAUCGCGCUCACUGCGGUGACCGACAAGUCAAAGCUUUAAUUUACUCUCAUUCACAUGCCGAUCAUUUCGGUGGUGCACGGGGUAUACUCCCCGCCGAUUCAGACCCAGCGAUCCCAAUUAUCGCGCCAGCCGGGUUUAUGGAGGAGGCUACCAGCGAGAACAUCUAUCUUGGAGACGCAAUGCGCCGGAGGGCUGCAUUUAUGUAUGGAAUUUCACUCCCUAAAGCACCUAAUGGACAUAUCGGCUGUGGACUUGGGAUGGCAGUCUCCACUGGGACCACAUCGCUCAUUCCACCGAACGUGACCAUCUAUGAGACGGGUGAGACCCGGGUUAUAGAUGGAGUGCGAAUUGAGUUCCAGAUGGUCCCCGGGACGGAAGCGCCUGCAGAAAUGAAUUUCUUCUUCCCGGAUCAUAACGCUCUGCUCAUCGCAGAGUGCGCCACACAUUGCCUGCACAAUAUUAUCACCCUGCGUGGUGCCCUAGUGCGCGAUGCCAAGGCUUGGGCUGGGUACCUGGAUGAGACGCUUGUUUUGUACGGAGAUAGGUCAGAUGUUCUAUUUGCUAGUCACCAUUGGCCGACGUGGGGCAAGAAACAGCUAAAGACGUUCAUGGAGGAACAACGUGAUCUGUAUGCCUAUCUUCAUGAUCAGACCAUUCGCAUGAUGAACCUUGGGAUGACAGGCACGGAAAUCGCGGAGAAGAUUACUCUUCCUCCUUCUCUUGAAUCUGCAUGGCAUGGUCGCGGAUAUUAUGGCUCAAUCAGCCAUAAUGUCAAAGGCAUUUACCAGCGCUAUAUGGGCUGGUUCGAUGGCGACCCGGUUCAUCUGUGGGAGUAUCCCACCGCCGAGCUCGGUCAGCGAUAUGUUGACUGCAUGGGAGGUAUUGACAGCACCAUUCAAAAAGCUGCGAAGUAUGCAGAGGCCAAGGACCUGCGCUUCGCUGCCACAUUGCUGGGCCACGCAGUCGCUGCACAGCCAAUGCACGGAGCAGCAAGAUUCGCACUAGCAUCGGUGUUUGAGAAACUGGGAUAUGGGUGUGAGAAUGCAACAUGGCGCAAUUUCUAUCUGACUGGGGCAAUGGGUCUGCGGUCAUCGAGCACCCCGGGCCCUAAAGCGCAGCCGCCGAAUGAAGUCAGUCUGACUCUCCCAACGGAACAGUUGUUGACGCUUUUAUCCGUUCGGUUGGAUGGUCUGCGAGCAGCGAAGGAGUCUUUCGUCAUGGAUCUGCGCCUUACUGAUGAAAAAACAUGGUUCCGCUUAAUUCUAAAAAAUGGUGUCCUGACAGUCCGCAAGACUACAGAGAAUAACGGUUUUGCUGAUGAUACUGCUGGCCUCAUGAUGACUCUCAGAAAAGCCGAUUUCGUGGCCAUUCUCAAUGGACAAGCUAGUGUCUCUGGGGAGCCAGUCGGUGAUGUUGAGAUCAUGGCUAAGUUGGCGGCCCUGACGAGACCACCGAAGAAAGCUGCUAGUUCUUUGUAA
Penicillium samsonianum is the source of this 1836-nucleotide messenger RNA. RefSeq names its product alkyl/aryl-sulfatase. The transcript has a single exon. Gene Ontology annotation, biological process: dodecyl sulfate metabolic process. Gene Ontology annotation, molecular function: protein dimerization activity; linear primary-alkylsulfatase activity. Lineage: Eukaryota; Fungi; Ascomycota; Eurotiomycetes; Eurotiales; Aspergillaceae. The coding region runs from base 1 to 1836 and encodes 611 amino acids. The record is from RefSeq and is a predicted model, not a curated record.